Achroia grisella is the source of this 2276-nucleotide messenger RNA. It is a transcript of the gene mrj, whose product is annotated as dnaJ homolog subfamily B member 6. Gene Ontology annotation, molecular function: Hsp70 protein binding. The record is from RefSeq and is a predicted model, not a curated record. NCBI's taxonomy places the organism in Eukaryota, Metazoa, Arthropoda, Insecta, Lepidoptera, Pyralidae. Bases 578 to 1429 code for a protein of 283 amino acids. The transcript has 7 exons.
CAUAUCUUUUAUUUCAUUCUUCCUUAUGAAUUCUUUUGUAUCAUACUAACUAGUACUGAUAAUAGUUUAGUUCUGCUAGGCGCGGUUGUAAAAUAAAAACGUUAUAUUACCUACAUUUCGCUUUGUUUUAACACGCGCAAACAUUAUGUUCUCCGAUGUUUUAUUGAUUUUACGUUAAGACUUUCCGUUGUUUGAUCAUACAAAGAACUUUCCAUUAUUGUGUAUCAAUUACAGUAGAUCGAACACAAAGUGUCAUUGGACAAAUCAGUCAUCCGUUUCGUGCAUGUGUCCUCAACACCGAUAAUUGUGAUAGUGUCGUCCUGUGGUCGUAAUGAAAACAGAGUCUAGUGUAUUUUCCAGAAUUGUGUUGAGUGUUUAUUUCAGUGCAUUUUUUAGAUUGAUAAGUUAAGUGCAAAAAUAAUAGUUUCUAUCCAGGUUGGCAUCCAAAUUUUAAAAACCGGAAGCGCCAAUGUUUUUAUAAAGUUCAUUCUUAAUGCUGGAUCUGUGCGAAACAAAUUUCAUCGAGAUAACUAUCUCUUUACGAAAUAGAUCUCACGUCCCUUGAGGGAAACCAGCAAUGGUGGACUACUACAGGGUAUUAGGAGUCAAUCGGGCUUCCACGGAAGCAGAAAUAAAAAAAGCGUAUAGGAAACUAGCUCUGAAAUGGCAUCCCGAUAAGAACCCAGAUAACGCAGAAGAAGCUAAUAGAAGGUUUAAAGAGAUUUCCGAAGCUUAUGAAGUACUCUCAGAUGAAACCAAGCGGAAAGUGUAUGACGCAAGGGGGUCCGGCCAUCAUGGUCACAGAUAUCAAAGCAAGAAUGGAGUCAAUGGCCAUCGACACUUUAGCUUCAAAGGGUUUUUCGGAGAAACGCCAUUCCAUCGUUUUUUUGAAAGGAAACGACGAGUAUAUGAUCAAUACGGCAAAGAAGGACUGAAUAGUAGCCGAGGACGGCGUUCCGGCGUCGACGAUGACUACGACUUCGGUUAUGGCAGCUUCCCGUUUACAUUCCGAGAUCCCGAGGAAGUGUUUAGAGAGUUCUUCAGUGGAUCCUUUGGCGAUUUAUUUGCUGAGAUCAAUGGUCAUGGGCAUCACCACAGGCACGGGCGUCGUAGUCAUCCCAGCACGUCGCUCACUUCAUCCCUCUUCAGUCCAUUUGGUUUCGGCAUGCAAGGACUCGACGACAUAUUUGCCCAUGCUGCACCAAAUGGCAACACUUUCACUUCUUUCUCGACGUUCAAUAGUUCAUUGGCAGGACCUGGCAGCGCUAAUAUGAGGAGCACCACGACAACUACGCGUAUGGUCAAUGGAAAAAAGAUUACUACUAAGAAAGUAUCGGAGAAUGGUCGCGAGACUGUGAUGUCUUAUGAAAAUGGGGUCCUCAAAUCAAAGACUGUCAAUGGUGUACCUCAAUCAUUAACCUACAGUUAAACAUGUGUAAUGUUCUACAAUGUAACCAAACAUAAUCCAAAUGUCAACUCAGUAUAAUUAAAUGAUAUGAGUUAAAGGUUCCAACUAUAAAAUACUUAACGUAAUUUAAUUUUGCUUAAUUUAAAUAUUCAGUGUGAUGAAACCAAUUGUAAAUUGAUAGAGUGAAAUAUCUUAAUCUUAAUUAAAUUUAAUAAUAGUAGGGUUAUUGCUUCUUAUUAAAAUAGUAUAUAAGUGAGAUCGUACAGUAGACUACUCUGCUCAAUUGUACAAAUCUCGCUCUGAAGACUUGUGUUCUGUUUGUCGUAGCACGCGCGUUUAUGAUCUCGAAAUGUGCAAACGAGGGUGUGUCAGAAAAAUAAACAUUAACCUUUCCUAAUACGUGCUACGAUUAUUAUAUUAUUUUGCUGCCAACUUUACCUAUUUUUAGUAUAAUAAUAUUUAUAGUCAUAAUUAUACUUAAACAAGUUUUAAUUUAAUCCUAGUUGGUUGACACAACUAGUAUAUAAUUAAAAUACUUUUAGGAAAAUUUAUCGUAAAUUUUCGUUGUUAAGCGUAUAUAUAUUUCAUGAUGACAUUACAUUUUCAAAUUUAUGUUACUCAUUGUAUUCGCCACGAGGUUUGUUUAGGAGUUUUAAGUUGGCAAAUUAACUGCUGUAUUAGAAGAUAAAUGCUAUUUUUGUAUAUCAUGGAUGGCAUUUUUAACUUAUCUGCCUUAGAUUUAAUGCGAUAACAGUCAAUAGUCGGUAGUCCCCGCCCGCUUUUAGUUUAUUUAUAAUAUAAUAAAGGUGUUGUAGCCGACAAUACAGAAAAGAAAACACAUAGGUAUUUUUAAGCAACUAAAAGAUUA